AUGGGAGCCCUGGAUGGGAAGCACGUCGCCAUUCGAAAACCACCAUCAAGUGGAAGCCUGUACCAUAACUACAAGGGCUUCUUCUCCAUCGUUCUGUUAGCACUGGUAGACACCAACUGCAGGUUCCUAUGGAUAGAUGUCGGUGGGAUGGGCCACAUGUCUGAUGCCCAGAUGUUCAACGACUCGGGGCUUAAAGAAUGCAUCGACGACGAAACCACCAACUUCCCCAGACCUGAACCACUCCCAUACAACGACGCUGACACGCCAUACUUCCUUCUGGGGGACGAUGCUGAUUCCCUCAGAAAGUACUUCAUGAAGCCAUACUCCAGACGAGGCCUUGCAGAGGAAGAAUUGGUGUUCUACUACAGGAUAUCCAGAGCACGCAGAGUCGUUGAGAAUGCCUUUGGCAUCUUGGCCAAUCGCUGGCAAUGCCUUCUAUCUACACGGCAACAAAGACCAGACGUCGUGAGAAGUAUGGUUGAAGCUGCUGUCUGCCUUCACAACAUCAUGAGGACGAAGUACAAUGUCAACCAGGAUGCACUUGUACACAGAGAAGACGAUGACCACAAGAUCAUCCCUGCAUUAUUUGGCCAAUGUGAUGGGUCCCAACAGAGACACUGUAGAGGCAAAGAAACAGCGAAACUCUACUUCAACAGUGAUGUGGGACAAGUUGCUUGA
Messenger RNA from Haliotis rubra (blacklip abalone), 678 nucleotides. Its product is annotated as putative nuclease HARBI1. NCBI's taxonomy places the organism in Eukaryota, Metazoa, Mollusca, Gastropoda, Lepetellida, Haliotidae. The transcript has a single exon. The record is from RefSeq and is a predicted model, not a curated record. Bases 1 to 678 code for a protein of 225 amino acids.